Suillus fuscotomentosus is the source of this 1269-nucleotide messenger RNA. RefSeq lists its product as uncharacterized. Lineage: Eukaryota; Fungi; Basidiomycota; Agaricomycetes; Boletales; Suillaceae. The record is from RefSeq and is a predicted model, not a curated record. The transcript has 4 exons. Bases 1 to 1269 code for a protein of 422 amino acids.
AUGAUAUCCGAUGAGUAUUGGACUACCUACCAUGAAAAACUGGCUGAGAGUGAUCUACAUACGCACACAACGUCAUUCAUUCCACGGGAUUGGGCUCUGAAUGCCGUCGACAUAGCAAGUGAAUGGGUAGAGCAGCAGUUCGCCGCGCAUGUUGCCGGGAGACCUCUUGUUCCUACGCCUCCGGAACUCGAUCCUGAAACUGUGCUUGCUUGCGGACACCUAGCCUUUGUGCUGGCGGAAGCAUAUCAACAUCCCAUCAAAUUGGAUAUCGAUAUCAUUAGGUACAACGAGGCCUUGGCCAAACGGGAGUCAGGGUUGAAUGACGCUUGUGAAGAAGCAUUGUUGGCAAAGUUUCCUCCUGCCGAACGCAUGUUCUUAGAUAGCCCAUCGGUGGUGAUUGACGCUGGUUACCGGAUCAUUCUAUGGUAUCUCCCGGGUGCGUUGAAUUGGUCUCUGCAGCGAGAUAUGUUCAUUGCCACAGUCGGUAUGGGGGACUUGUUGAGAAAAAGCAUCACCACCGGAAAUGAGUCAACCGGCAGGACAAGCAAAUGGCGGACCAACAAUUCCAACUUCCGCGCAGCCAUGGAACCUGGUUUGAUUCCCGGGUGCAUCAAUAUUUCUCCCUGCUGGUUCCAACAGGGGCGGGAGUGUCAAGGCCCACCAUCUCGGGAUCCCGGGAAAAGGUUCAUACCGGAAGUUUUGGGUACCCUUAAAGGCGAUAGCAAUCUCUCUUCAAUUAUGGAUAUGCAGCGGCCGGCUCUCCUGUCAUCUGCUGCCCUUCGGGUGAUGCAUCCGCAAUUAUACUGGGCCUCGAUGUCCACUCAUGUUAAACUUGGGCUUUGGGCAGUGGAGCAAGGGCAAGAUGAGAUGUACCGCUGUUUGCAACAUUGGGCGUCGGCAUAUACCGGUGCCGCUGUUGUAUGCAACAGAGACACGCCGGGUCAUCGUGAUCCCAAAUGCCCUCCGGAAGGAUUUGACAUUCUUACUUCUAUCGGAAGCUAUGACAACGCAGUCAUGAAUCUGACAAAUUUAGGAAUUGAUCUAGCUUAUAAUCCGGGCGUCAUGGUCAGCUAUUCUGGCCGACUUGUGAGGCACGGCAUCCAGGUUAGUGAGGGCGAUAGAAUUGUAUGGGCCUGGUUUAUGCGGGAUAGCGUGCACAACCAUGCUCGAACUCCCCGUACAGAGUAUGCAAAGUACAAUUUGGCCGACUUCGCUAUGUACCACCUUGCCAGAUACAAUCAGGCUGAUUUUGUUCGGUACCGGACAUAA